UUGAAAAGACAAUGUCGGGUUAUCAAGUGCCAGAGGCCCGGAUCACUCGGCCUGCGAAAAGGGGCUUCGAAGUAUCUAUUCCCGAUGAGGAGGGAAUUUUACUUUUCGCAUUUCACGGCAGACUCAACGAACCUAUCGUCAGUCUGCGGGAUCAGACCUGGGCAGAGGACAUUAUUCGGCCAGGUGAGGAUGAGCGCUGGACGUAUACCAAUCGAGAUGUGCAGCUGAAGGAAGGAGACGUACUCUACUACUGGACUACAGUGCGGUAUUAUGGAGUGGACUAUCACCGAAUGAGACAGAGUGCGGCUUUAUGAGAAAUGCCAACGAAAAGGAAAUUCAAAAUAAACCUUACUGAGCGGCUUAUAUAAACUCUA
Messenger RNA from Drosophila rhopaloa, 374 nucleotides. Its product is annotated as gram-negative bacteria-binding protein 3. Bases 12 to 314 code for a protein of 100 amino acids. The record is from RefSeq and is a predicted model, not a curated record. Gene Ontology annotation, molecular function: carbohydrate binding. The transcript has a single exon. NCBI's taxonomy places the organism in Eukaryota, Metazoa, Arthropoda, Insecta, Diptera, Drosophilidae.